Aplysia californica (California sea hare) is the source of this 1683-nucleotide messenger RNA. Its product is annotated as hydroxylysine kinase. NCBI's taxonomy places the organism in Eukaryota, Metazoa, Mollusca, Gastropoda, Aplysiida, Aplysiidae. Gene Ontology annotation, molecular function: amino acid kinase activity. The record is from RefSeq and is a predicted model, not a curated record.
UAGCUGUAAACGCUCUGAUGAAGUUUUCCCAGGCGGCUGGCGUGAGCACACAAUCUACUAUAUCGGACAUGGACGGAAGAGAAGCCUCCCGCCUGUCGUGCCCUGGUGAGAAGUACGACGGGCGGCUAGUGUGCCUAAGGUCUUGGCUUCCAGGCAUCCUCCUCUCCCAGGUCAACAUGACCCCAGACCGUCUCUUCCGGUUUGGACAAUACGUCGCACAGUUCUCCUCCUCGUUGUUGAAAUCAACCGACAAACAUUGCCGAUUGCCUGUUGUCCAUUGUCCUUUUCAGAACUUCCGCCACCCGUUCUACCAAAAGUACAAGUUCACCUGGAGACUGGACAAUGUGUCUGACGUGUUGAACAAGCUCUGGACAGUGUCCGGCGAGACGCGGCGUGAACUGGUGCGAGCCGUGGUCAACGAGUUCGAGGACCAAGUUUUACCGCUGUGUGGUCAGUUCACGCGAGGUCAGAUCCACGGUGACCUCAACUUGUGUAACGUGCUGGUCAGCAGUGGUGGUCACUCCUUCCCCAGCUCGGACCGGGAGACGGACAACUCACCACUGGUCAUCUCAGGACUGCUGGACUUCCAAGACUCCCACAUCUCCUACACCGUGUUCGAACUGGCCGUGGCCCUGGCUCACGUCACACUGACCACACGCUCUCAGCUCGACCCUCUAGUCAUGCCAGCUCACGUGAUAGCCGGCUACCAGUCCCGUCAUGCCCUGAACUGGGCGGAGCUCCACGUCCUUCCUGUGUGUGUCGCGGCACGUUUGAGCCAGCUGCUCGUGUACGGAGAGUUCUACCACCACAAGGACCCGGACAACAACAGCGUCAGGGAAAACCCCGAGUUGAAGUGGCGCCUCCUACUGGAGAUUUGGAACAAACGGCAACAGCUGGAACUGUCGUGGGGGUCAUUAGGUCAAGGCUAGGAGACGGGAGUUUACAUUUCUGCUGACCAUGCAGUCUGUGACAGGAUAUCGUUAUGUCACGGUCAGAACAGUUAAUAUAGUAGCAUAAUGUUAUAAGUCAUUUGUUUCAGGUUAUUAGAUACUGAAUUAUUUGUAUUGUAAAGAUGCCUGGCACCUGUUUUGUACCCUCAACAUAGUAGUUUUGGGUCAUGUACUGAAAACCUGAUGCAGGCAUUUUCACUUUAGCUCAAGUCAUUAGAUUGACUAAACACUGUUUUUCUCUUAAAAACGUUUUCUCAGAAGAAAAAAAUGACGUAGGUCAUUGUGUAAAUUAUUGUUAUCACCGUUAUAAUAGUAGGCUGUCGAUUUAUACUGAUGAUAGUGCUGUCCUUGGUGAAAACAAAGAGGAUUUUUUUUCUAGACUAAAGAACAAUGCAAUGGGAUAGGAGUUGAAUCUCGUGAUUUACAACAGAGAUAUUGUCACCUCCACGUAUAUCCACUAUCUCUCUAUAUAUCUUAUAUUGUUUUAAAAUGAUGUUGCUCACGCUCAAAGUUGCAAAAUCCUUAACACUGAUGUUGAUAUCAGUGACAAAACAGUGAACAUUUAUUUUGUUUGCUCCUGGUGUCCCACUUGAUGACAAGAGAGUGACAAUUUUGUUUUCUUCUGAUGCUGACAACAGUAACGAAAAAAAAUGUUUGUUUUUAAUUAAUGUUACUCUUGGUGACAAAAAAGAACAUCUGGUUUGACUCAUGUUGAAUAAAAAUGACAAAAUAA